UUGACUAGUCUUGUUUCUCUUUCCUCUGUUGUCGCCAAAAUCCUCAAAGUUAGCUCCUUUCUUGCUCUGAACCCCCUUUUCUAUAUUGGGUCUCUUCCCAUUUCUCCAUUUUUGGUUUUGGUCUCUGAAUUUUGAAGAUCUCAUAGUGAUAGUCAUAGAGAGAUGUCUGUUGAUUCAGCUGAGCAUAGCAUAAGAGGUGUAGCCACUCAUGGUGGACGCUAUGUUCAGUACAACAUCUAUGGCAACCUCUUUGAGGUUUCUACAAAGUAUGUCCCUCCUAUUCGCCCUGUUGGAAGAGGUGCUUAUGGUAUUGUUUGUGCUGCUGUAAAUGCCGAGACACAUGAGGAAGUUGCCAUUAAGAAGGUUGGCAAUGCAUUUGACAACAGAAUAGAUGCCAAAAGGACCUUAAGAGAAAUUAAGCUUCUUCGGCACAUGGAUCAUGAAAAUGUGAUGUCCAUUAAAGAUAUCAUUCGACCUCCACAGAAGGAGAACUUCAACGAUGUUUACAUUGUUUCUGAGUUAAUGGACACAGAUCUACAUCAAAUAAUACGUUCCAAUCAACCAUUGACUGAUGAUCAUUGUCGGUAUUUUCUAUAUCAGUUGUUACGAGGGCUCAAAUAUGUACAUUCGGCGAAUGUUUUGCACCGUGAUCUAAAGCCUAGUAACUUGCUACUGAAUGCCAAUUGUGACCUUAAGAUUGCAGACUUUGGUCUUGCUAGAACUACCUCUGAAACUGAUUUUAUGACCGAGUAUGUGGUUACUCGAUGGUAUCGAGCUCCGGAGUUGCUUCUUAACUGUUCUGAAUAUACAGCAGCUAUUGAUAUAUGGUCGGUUGGUUGCAUACUCGGUGAAAUCAUGACAAGGCAGCCCCUCUUUCCGGGGAGAGAUUAUGUUCAUCAGCUGAGACUGAUCACAGAGCUGGUAGGUUCACCUGACGAUGCCAGCCUCGGAUUUCUUCGAAGUGAUAAUGCUCGUAGAUAUGUAAAACAGCUUCCACAAUGUCCAAAGCAAAAUUUUUCUGCUAAAUUUCCCAACAUUUCUGCUGGUGCCAUUGAUUUGCUAGAAAAGAUGCUCAUCUUUGAUCCAAGCAAGCGCAUUACAGUUGAUGAAGCUUUGUGCCAUCCUUACAUGGCACCACUCCAUGAUAUUAAUGAGGAACCUGUUUGUCUAAGACCGUUCAGUUUCGACUUUGAGCAACCGUCAUUCACUGAAGAAGACAUCAAGGAACUCAUCUGGAGAGAAUCUUUGAAGUUCAAUCCUGAUCCACCAAUUUACUGAAAGCUUGCAUUAACUGUUGUAUAUGCAUAGUGACUGAAAUACUUGAUGACUCCUUUUAAGAGCUAUGAUAUGAGACUACUUGAAAAGUUGAAGAUCUCUACAUGAUUUGAAACAUAUUGGAGAUACUAAGAUUCAUUGUGAGAUACUAUGCGGAAAGGAUCAAAAGAUGCCCAACAUUACUAGAAGGUUUAGCAUAGACUUAGGGACCAUACUUUGAUUUACUGAACUGUUACUGCUAGAUGAGGAGAAUAUACACAAGAUCCUUUAAGCUUUGGAUACAGAAACUGAUAAUAAUAUCUAACUGUA
Arachis duranensis is the source of this 1584-nucleotide messenger RNA. RefSeq names its product mitogen-activated protein kinase homolog MMK2. Bases 163 to 1278 code for a protein of 371 amino acids. The transcript is spliced from 6 exons. Gene Ontology annotation, cellular component: nucleus; cytoplasm. Gene Ontology annotation, biological process: protein phosphorylation; intracellular signal transduction. Gene Ontology annotation, molecular function: MAP kinase activity; ATP binding. Lineage: Eukaryota; Viridiplantae; Streptophyta; Magnoliopsida; Fabales; Fabaceae. The record is from RefSeq and is a predicted model, not a curated record.